This is a messenger RNA of Siniperca chuatsi (mandarin fish), 2400 nucleotides long. Its product is annotated as UDP-glucuronosyltransferase 2C1-like. The record is from RefSeq and is a predicted model, not a curated record. Gene Ontology annotation, molecular function: UDP-glycosyltransferase activity. Lineage: Eukaryota; Metazoa; Chordata; Actinopteri; Centrarchiformes; Sinipercidae. The transcript is spliced from 3 exons. Bases 260 to 1873 code for a protein of 537 amino acids.
UGAGCUGUAAACUCAUUUUACAACAGGGCUCUUAUCUGCAGCAGUACACACCUUAUACAACAGAGCUGUAAAUACAUGUAACUAUGCCAGCUAGUCAAGACUUUGAAGGACAGACUAGGAGGUGCAUUCACCACUCUCUUUCCAACUGUGCACAAAACCUGCCAUCUUAUUGAGUACCUAAUACUGUAGUUGAACUGACACUUUGAAGUUGGAUUACCUUUCCUGUACCAGUGGAUUUGGGUCUCUGAGGGAUGUCAGCAUGAAGGUGCCUCGUUCGUCUCUGAUCACCUUUGCUCUACUGUUGAGUCAACUAUCCAGUGCAUCUGGGGGCAAAAUCCUGGUGUUCCCAUUGGAUGGAAGCCAUUGGGUAAACAUGAAAGUACUCAUUGAGGAACUGCAUGCCAAAGGCCAUGAGGUCACUGUGGUUCGGGCGCCCGAUAGCUGGUACAUCAGUGAAAAGUCUCCUUUCUACACCUCUGUCACCCUUCCCAGCCCUAAUGGUUUUGAGGAAAACUUUGAAACUUUUUUGUCUCGACAGCUGGAGGUCCGGCUUCAGGGUAAGCACACAUCUUUUUGGUCUCGCAUCUGGACUCGUAUUCAAAUGGAGCGGGUGGUUGUGGACCAGUUCUUUCAGUUCCAUAAGGGAAUGAGUGAAAUGGUCAUUCAGAUGUUUGAAGAUAAAAACCUGAUGCAGACUUUCCAUGAUGCCAAAUAUGAUGUGGUUUUGACUGACCCCGGCAUCGGCGGAGGGGCAAUGCUGGCACGUCGGCUCCAAGUUCCUCUUGUUUUCAAUGUGAGAUGGACCAUUCAAGGUGAAGCUCAUUUCCUUAUUGCCCCCUCACCUCUGUCAUACAUCCCUUUCACUGCAACAGAGUUGACAGAUAAGAUGACCUUCCCUCAAAGAGUAAAAAAUGUUGUAAGUUAUAUCCUUGGGAUGUACACACUGUCGUGCAUCACAGAACCUCAUUACAAACCAGUAGUUAAGAAGUACUUUGGUCCUGGUGUGGAUUACUCAACAUUUUUCCUGGAUGCUGAUAUAUGGCUUAUGAGGAAUGAUUUUGUCUUUGAAUUUCCGCGUCCAACAAUGCCAAAUAUAGUCUACAUGGGUGGAUUUCAGUGCAAGCCCCCAAAGUCGCUCCCUGCCGACCUGGAGCAGUUUGUCCAGAGUUCUGGAGAUCAUGGGGUCAUUAUGAUGACUUUAGGAACUUUGGUUGGGAAGCUUCCUCAAGAUAUCGCUGAGGAGAUUGCUGCAGCCUUUGCCCAGCUGCCUCAGAAGGUUGUAUGGAGGUAUAUGGGACAAAGGCCAGCCAACCUGGGCAACAACACAUUGAUGGUUAACUGGCUGCCACAGAAAGACCUCUUAGGACAUCCCAAAACUAGAGUGUUUGUGACCCACGGAGGCACUAAUGGGGUUCAGGAAGCAAUUUAUCAUGGAGUUCCUAUAGUUGGACUUCCUUUAUUCUUUGAUCAGCCUGAUAACCUCUCCAGAAUCAGAGCAAAGGGAGGAGCUGUGAUUGUGGAUAUUGCGGUGCUUGAUAGACACAUCUUUACAGAUGCCCUGAUGACGGCUCUUUACAAUUCCUCUUACAGGGAAAACAUGCAGACGCUCUCAAGGCUGCAUAGAGAUCAGCCCAUGAAACCACUGGACCAGGCAGUGUUUUGGAUAGAACAUGUCAUAAGACAUAAAGGAGCCCGUCAUCUGCAGACACAGUCCAUCAAAAUGUCCUGGUUUGUUUACAAGUCUAUGGAUGUCAUCGCCACUUUGUUGAUAGUUGUUUUGCUUAUAACAUUCACCUGCAUUUCAAUUGUAAGGUUACUGUGGAUAAUUAUUUUUGACGUGAAAGAAGUUAAACAUGAAUUACUUGAAAAAUAAAAUAUUCAGAUGAUCAAAUGUUGUUCAAAUUAUUACAUUAACCCAACAAUUGUCACUGUGUGUGAUGUUGCUAAAGUUGACAGUAUAAGGAAAAAUACUGUAUGACAUUUUUUUUAUUCAUAAAAUGUGAUAAAAUAGAUUUUAUCUGUCAACAUAAUUAAGGCUUGUAACUAAGACUUAGGCUUGUAACUAAUUAAGGCAGCUAACUGUCAGUGUCAGCUGGCUUUGCACUGUUUCAGUGUAUUUACCAUAAAGGUCAGGAUUCUGUUCAAAAACAUUAUUUUACUGUUUGUACUCUUUUAAGUAGAUUAAGCUUAAUGUAGAUGAAAACAAGGAGAACGUCAACAUGUUUACUCUUGAGUGAUAAAUCCACACAAUAUAUGGUAUUACUAAUACAAAAUGGGCCUGAAUUUUCUUAACAGAUCAUAAAUUAGGAAUGUUUGUGUUAGCUAAUAUAUGAGUUAUGGAUGUGGAUGUUAAUGUAAACAUGAUCUGAAUAAAAUGAUUAAAAUCUUUUUUGAAAAUUC